GGAACAGAAAAGAAUUUAGAAAAAGCCUUUUAUUGGUAUCAAAAAGCAGCAGAAAAUGGUUUUACUGAUUCAAUGCAUGAUUUAGCCAUAUGUUAUGAAAAUGGAUUAGGAACAGAAAAGAAUUUAGAAAAAUCCUUUUAUUGGUAUCAAAAAGCAGCAGAAAAUGGUAUCACUGAUGCAAUGAAUAAUUUAGCCAUAUAUUAUGAAAAUGGAGAAGGAACAGAAAAGAAUUUAGAAAAAGCCUUUUAUUGGAGUCAAAAAGCAACAGAAAGUAACAAAAUAGAUUUUAAAAAUGAGGCUGAAUUAUGUAAUAUAUGUAACCAGCCAUAUACUAAUUACCAGUGGUGUCAACAAUGUAAUGCCAAACAAUUUCAACAUGAUUUUUCAAAGUGGACCAGUAAAAAUGAAUUUAUUGAUAAAUUUAUCCAAGAUUCACAACUAAAUGCCAAAAAUAGUUAUGAAAUUUUAGAAUGGAUACCUUAUAGUAAAUUGUCAAAUAUUAAUUAUUAUGAUAAAGGAGGAUUUAGUGAAAUUCAUAAAGCUAUCUGGUUAGAUGGACCUAUUUUUAGUUGGAAUUUUGACAAACAACAAUGGAAUAGGCAAUUAAGCUAUGAGGUUAUUCUUAAAACACUUAAUAAUUCAUCAAAUUUAAAUAGUAAAUUUCUGGAUGAGGUAUAUAUAUUAUUUAUAUUUAUUAGCAAAUUUUUUUUCUUUUACAAAAAUUAA
Molecule: messenger RNA, 726 nt
Organism: Rhizophagus irregularis DAOM 181602=DAOM 197198
Lineage: Eukaryota; Fungi; Glomeromycota; Glomeromycetes; Glomerales; Glomeraceae
Source: RefSeq, a predicted model, not a curated record